AUGAUGAACUCUGAGACAGGACAAGCUACCAUUCCCUUAUUUGUCCAGGAGGCUCUGGAUAAGCCUACAUAUGGUACAUUGGAAGUCGAUGGUACAUUCAGUGACUAUAGUGAGAUGGUCACAUUGUAUGGUUAUAUGACUCUAUUCUCACUUGCCUUCCCAUUGGCACCCUUGAUCGGAGUAGCACUAGCAGCACUAGAGACUAGAGUGGAUGGGUUCAAGAUGUUCCAUCUAGUGCGCAGACCAAUGCCUGCUAAUGCCCCCAACAUAGGCUCCUGGUACCAGGGAUAUAGUUAUCCUGUGCCUCGGUAUGAUCACCCUCAAGAUGGUACUGGUCAUUAUGGUAAGGGUGCAAUAGAUCAUUAA
This is a messenger RNA of Perkinsus marinus ATCC 50983, 366 nucleotides long. RefSeq lists its product as hypothetical. Bases 1 to 366 code for a protein of 121 amino acids. The record is from RefSeq and is a predicted model, not a curated record. Gene Ontology annotation, molecular function: chloride channel activity. Gene Ontology annotation, biological process: chloride transmembrane transport. The transcript has 5 exons. Lineage: Eukaryota; Perkinsozoa; Perkinsida; Perkinsidae.